Molecule: messenger RNA, 342 nt
Organism: Fusarium keratoplasticum
Lineage: Eukaryota; Fungi; Ascomycota; Sordariomycetes; Hypocreales; Nectriaceae
Product: YCII domain-containing protein
Exons: 3
Coding region: 1-342 (113 amino acids)
Source: RefSeq, a predicted model, not a curated record
AUGACCUCGUCAACCUCUGCAGUGGAAAAGUCAGAGUGGCUCAUCCACAUCCCAGACCUCCCCGAUGCCAAAGAAAGGAGAGCCGCCGUGUUUCCUCAGCACAUCCAAAGGAUGAAAUCGGACCCUCAGGACUUUUGGGUGUUUGGAGGAGCCACUUUGAAGGACCGUGCGAGCCCGGGACAGCCCCCGCACAUAACCGGCAGCGCCAUGCUAGUCUUUGCCCCCACACGGGACGACGUCCUGGCCCGCCUCAAGGAUGAUCCCCUGGUCAAGGAGCGGGUUUGGGACCUCGAGAAUGCGCAGAUCCAUCCUUUCUUCCGGCCAAAGCGAAGUGCUAUUUGA